Messenger RNA from Exophiala dermatitidis NIH/UT8656, 3049 nucleotides. RefSeq lists its product as uncharacterized. Gene Ontology annotation, cellular component: anaphase-promoting complex. Gene Ontology annotation, biological process: positive regulation of ubiquitin protein ligase activity; positive regulation of anaphase-promoting complex-dependent catabolic process; anaphase-promoting complex-dependent catabolic process. The record is from RefSeq and is a predicted model, not a curated record. Bases 681 to 2432 code for a protein of 583 amino acids. The transcript is spliced from 3 exons. Lineage: Eukaryota; Fungi; Ascomycota; Eurotiomycetes; Chaetothyriales; Herpotrichiellaceae. Gene Ontology annotation, molecular function: ubiquitin ligase activator activity; anaphase-promoting complex binding; protein binding.
UGCGACUCCCUUGCCGAUCAAAACAAAAACACGCGGUUCUGGACUCGCGCGCAUGGUCGGCACCUGGCCGCGUAAAGUGAGAUCGUGGUUAUUAGACCUGCUACUGUCUUUGGUCUUAUUUACUGUGUUGUUUGGUUAGUAAGGCACUUAAGGUGUGGAAGUAAGCAUCCGAGUUCGGAAUAGACCGCUUGGCGGGUCCAGAAGCGGCGGGAACUGGAACUUGCAGUGGACGUGAACUGCCAGUGAACUGCUCUGGCCUGUGCAGGGCGGCUGUUUCUGUCUACAGCAUCGUCUCUGGAGGAAUCCGAACAUUCACUCUCAUUGCUGCCACCAGACCACAAUCACCGCACUCCCAGCCCACCGCCUUGCCUUUCUGCCACGAUAAUUCUCGAUAUUUGCUUUUUUGCAGCCAUCUAUCACCGAACAAUGUCCUGACCUUAUUUCAUAAUCUUUCGCUCCCUUGUUUGCCGGGUUUAUUGUAUCAGGGCGGCAGGCGGUCGCGGUUGCGGAGACCGUCAACACAGCGAGCAGAGUUACCACACGGCCACUCUUCCCGGAAAACUGCCCUGUCUGGAUCUCGUUACAAGCACUUCACUUCAGUCUCACUUUGACUUCACUGGGGCUCCAUCCGUCACCCGGCCAGAAUAAUCCUCACCGUGUCAUCUCCAGAUAACAUCACAAUGGCGGAAGAAUCCUCAAUUCCUUUAAGUAUCGAUCCCUCCCAGCGUCCCCGGACACCGUCGUUACCUACUCCCGUCGGCUCCAAAACUCCUCCCACCAUAUCGAGCAAGCGGUUUACCGGGAACAACGAGGGGAUGUCGGCAAUUCAGCGUGCCACGGAGGCGAUGGAGGCAGACGCCCUGCAUCGCCGGUUAAAGGAGAUCGAAAGCGCAGGUCGCCAAAGAGAGAGGACACCGGGGCGCAGUCCUAGCCGAAAGAGGCAGCGGAUAUACGGAGAUCGGUUCAUUCCCAACAGAGAUGGACAAGACCUGCAAGCCAGUUACAGUCUGUUGCUCGACGACGGAUCGCCAGCCACGCCCUCGAGGUCAAAGAAGAAGACGCCGAAUGGGGAGCUUCAUUUCCAGCGAACAGAAGAGGCCAACAGAACCUACUCGAAAGUGCUGCGCAAUGAGUUGAUGGGCGAUUCAGUACCACAAGACUACAGAUACGACACUCCUGAUGACCUCUUUGGCCGUCGGCAGACACCUCCAGGACAACCAUCAGCUUCGGCGCUUCCACCUGCGUCCAUCACACCGACUACCCCUCACAAAAACAUGUUCUCCUACAAAUCACCCCAGAAAGUGAUAGGAUCUGGCCAUCCAACCCCUUCCUCGAGAGCAGCGAAGCAUCCUGGGAUAAUCAAUUUGAACGCAAGAUCCGACCUCUACUCCAUAUCACCCAUCAACUACUCGUCACAGUCCAUCCUGCAGACCCCUCGAAAGCAACCCCGUCCGAUUGCCAAGGUACCUUUUAAAGUGCUUGAUGCUCCUGAGUUGGCAGAUGAUUUCUAUCUCAAUCUGGUGGAUUGGGGAUCGGCCAACAUCCUCGGUGUGGGCCUCGGGUCAUGUGUCUACAUGUGGAACAGUACUACAGGCAAAGUCACGCAGUUGUGCAAGCUACCCGACAAUGACCUUGUGACAUCUGUGUCCUGGAUACAACGAGGAUCACAUUUGGCCAUUGGAACGCACAAGGGCUUUGUCCAGAUUUACGAUGCGGAGAAGGGUCGAAGACUACGGACAAUGACCGGUCAUACCGCCAGGGUUGGUGCGCUAGCUUGGAACGACCAUAUUCUGACUUCUGGAUCAAGGGAUCGUUUGAUCUAUCAUCGAGAUGUUCGCAGUCCUGACCAAUAUCUGCGGCGAUUGGCUGGACACAAGCAAGAAGUCUGUGGACUGAGAUGGAACACUGAAGAUGGGCAACUUGCUUCGGGGGGCAACGACAACAAGCUGAUCGUCUGGGACAAACUCUCCGACACGCCCCGCUACCGGUUUUCGAACCACGUGGCCGCAGUCAAAGCCAUCGCAUGGAGUCCUCAUCAGCACCAUCUACUAGCAUCCGGAGGUGGUACGGCAGAUCGAACAAUCAAAUUCUGGAACACCUCAAACGGCUCCCUGAUCAAGGAGGUCGAUACAGGGAGUCAGGUAUGCAAUCUUGCAUGGAGCAAGAACAGCGACGAGAUUGUCAGCACACAUGGUUAUAGCCAGAACCAGAUUGUGGUGUGGAAAUACCCCAAAAUGGAGCAAGUGGUCAGCCUCACUGGACAUACGUUCCGUGUACUUUACUUGAGCACAAGCCCAGACGGGACCACGAUUGUGACCGGAGCAGGUGAUGAAACAUUGCGAUUCUGGCGCGUGUUUGGCAAGAAGGGCAAUGAGGGCCGAAAUAGUGAUGGGAUAUCGGGCCGGCUGGGCGACUGGGGCGCGAUCCGUUAGACUCGGUGCCUACCUGUGAUGAUGUUCAAACAAACCCAGCUUUUCACGAAUCACACGAAGCUCAAGAUAUAUGCCUCACGACUUCAUUCUCGGAAGGUCAUCAAACCUGGAAUCCCCAACUCUACAGGAUGUACAGGAUCCCGCGGAACUCGAGGAUGUCGUGCCACCUACCUACGGUUGGGUAUACACGGCGGAUUUUUCUGCGAGCUGCACAUUUUCAUCUCUUUUACACCCAAUGCCAGCUUGAAAUAGCAAGCUGAACAGCAACGGUCCUCGUUUCUUGAGGACAGAUGACCACGACAUGAUAGGACAGGUGUGGCAAGCUUUUGCUCAGAUCGAAAAUCAUCGAUUCAGGGUUGAGCGCAUGAGAUUUGGGGUCGGGGAAAGGCCCUCGGAUUUGUUAGCAUGGCGCCGGGUUGAUACAGUAGCAAGCAAGCAAGCAUUGAUUUAACGUUGGCUCUGACAUGGCGAAGUAGUUUUUCUGCAUUUUUGACUCGAUUUAAUGACUUCCAGAGCUCUCCCACCGCAGAGUAAUAGAGUUACAGUGCCUGUGCCAGUCUAGUCGGCGCGAUUGUCGCCAUCAAGAAAACCAAUCCAUCAUCCAUUAUUGAAGCGCC